UAACAAACCCGUGAAUAAUGUAAACCAAUUAGUGGGUGAUGCAAGGACCGAAAAUGCGCGCGCGUUGCUAAAGAAUCUAGAAAGCGAGAAAGUUUGCGGCUCGCUAUAAGAUUGCUUGGCUUUUCCUGCUGCUGGUGCCUCUCGUCCGUCGGCCAUUAAUGACACACACCAGAGAAAACGGGAAAACAAUACAGUGUGUGUACGGAGUGGAGUGUGUGCGAGUGCGGCCAAGUGUUGUGGGCUCGGAAAACUCCAAGAAGCCAGUGGAGAAGUGGGGUCCACUCGAAUCCGUGAAUCGCAAGCGUUUCUUCUUCGACUGCAAGCGGCGUACAGGGUGCACCGUGCAAAAGAAAGGCAACCAAGGCAUAUUGUACCUGCACUGUUUUCUGGGCGUAGAACAGCUGUGCAUAACGGGGCGCUAGACGAAGCGGAGGAGGAGGAAGCAGGAGGAAACCAGAACAGCCAGAAGCACCCAAAGACGAAGCCAUGUCCAGCGAGGAAGACAAACCGCCGGCGCCGCCCGUGCGUCUCACCAGCAAUCGGGGCGGCAAUGAACGAUCGGGAGGAGGAGUGGGCGUCGGCGGCGGAGGACUGGGAGGUGGCGGAAUGGGAGAUGUACCGCCCGACAUGCGUCCGCUGCCCAAGGAACCCGACGACUCCGACCGGAAGAAGAAAACGCUGAAGAGCAAGAUCAAAGGAUCGAAGCCCUCGCACACGGACUCCAAGCCGAACAUCUCCUAUCCCACGAACUUCGAGCACACGGUCCAUGUGGGAUUCGAUGCUGUCACCGGCGAGUUUACCGGCAUGCCGGAGGCAUGGGCACGACUCCUGAUGAACUCCAACAUCAGCAAGCAGGAGCAGAAGAAGAAUCCCCAGGCCGUGCUCGAUGUGCUCAAGUGGUUCGACAACACUACCAAACAGAGGCCAAGUUCCAAGUACAUGACAAAUGCCAUUACGACGCAUUCAGGAUCAUCGCUCAGCCGCGUCAGCAGCAGUAGUCCGAGCAGCACGCCAACGGACUCGGAGCUGCACGGCUCCAACAGCGGAGGCAACCUGAUUGGCGUCCAGUUGGGCAGUAUGACUCUGGGUCCCAACGCCAACAACGUGGCCGUCGCUGGCCAAAUUCUGGGCAACCACUACCAACAGCAGCAGCAGCACCUCCUUCAGCAGCAGCAGCCACUUUUGCACCAGAACCACAACCAGCAUCACAUGGGCAUAAGUCAAUCGCACUCGUACAACUUUGUCGGACACACGGCCUCCUCAUCCACAUCGCAACAUUCAUCCGCUAACGAGGACGAUAUGCUGGGACCACAGCAUCCGCAGCAACAGCCACCACCUCCACCGGUGGCCUCUAGGCCUGAGCGCACGAAAUCCAUCUACACGCGGCCAAUCGAGGAUCUGCAGCCAGCCAUCAUCCCCAUGCCAGUGGCGCCAGCAACCACGCCUACAACGCCGCUGCAAAAUCAUAGGACGCCAGGCGGACCAGCGGCAUCGCCAAUGAUGCACAACAAUGCCACGACGACGCUGGACAAGAAUAAAAACAAUGCAAAUCUGUACACACCGGAACCCACGGUAGCCCAAGUGUCAGCCGGUGGCCCAAGUCCUCAAGUGGCUGGAAACCAAAUCGCCGUGCCCCAGGCAGCUGUGGCUGCGGCUGCAACGCCCAACACGCGGGCAGCCAACGCCAAGAAGAAAAAGAUGUCCGACGAGGAGAUCUUGGAGAAGCUGCGCACCAUUGUCUCCGUGGGCGAUCCAAAUCGAAAGUACACCAAGAUGGAGAAGAUUGGCCAGGGUGCCUCUGGCACAGUGUACACUGCAAUUGAGUCCUCGACCGGCAUGGAGGUGGCCAUCAAGCAGAUGAACCUUUCACAGCAGCCUAAAAAGGAGCUCAUCAUCAACGAGAUCCUUGUGAUGCGGGAGAACAAACACCCGAAUGUAGUCAACUAUCUGGACAGCUACCUCGUGUCUGAGGAACUGUGGGUGGUCAUGGAGUACCUGCCCGGCGGCUCUCUUACCGACGUCGUCACCGAGACCUGCAUGGACGAGGGCCAGAUCGCAGCUGUUUGCCGAGAAGUGCUGCAAGCCCUGGAGUUCCUUCACGCCAACCAGGUUAUCCAUCGCGACAUCAAGAGUGAUAACAUCCUGCUGGGCCUCGACGGCUCAGUCAAGCUGACUGACUUUGGUUUCUGUGCACAAAUAUCGCCGGAGCAAUCCAAACGCACAACGAUGGUAGGCACACCCUACUGGAUGGCUCCCGAGGUCGUCACCCGGAAACAGUACGGACCCAAGGUGGAUCUUUGGUCUCUGGGCAUUAUGGCCAUAGAAAUGGUUGAGGGCGAACCGCCGUACCUAAACGAGAAUCCGCUAAAAGCCUUGUACCUCAUUGCCACCAAUGGCAAGCCAGAGAUUAAAGAAAAAGACAAGCUGUCCUCAGCAUUUCAGGACUUCCUCGACCAGUGUCUGGAGGUGGAGGUGGAUCGGCGAGCAAGCGCAUUGGACUUGCUAAAGCAUCCCUUCCUGAAACUGGCCCGUCCAUUGGCCAGUCUGACUCCCUUGAUCAUGGCCGCAAAGGAGGCUACCAAGGGCAACUGAUUGACAACCAAGAAGAAACCGCUUAUUUAACCACUACUGAUGAAUUACUACUGCAGAAAACAACAAGAACAACAACAACAACACCAACCACAAUAGCAACAAUAACUGUUAUGCAUACGAACAGAUGAUGAAUUAUUAAUGAUUAUGAGUACUAUUAUUAAUUAUUUAUAUAAACGUAUUAUAUACACAUAUUAUUAUAUUAUAUCUAUUAUAACGAGACAAACAGCAAAACUAAGAAUAACUGCAUAUGGCAAACAAGAGACACGCGUAGUUCAAUUUUCACAAAUGGGUUUUCUGUUGAUUAAAUACAGCAAAAAAAUCACACGUUGCUUUGGCCACCACAUCAUCGAAACAUGUUUCCAACAUUUGUUAUACCAAAACAUAAACUUAAAUUUGUAUAGAUCCAAAAUUUGUUUUGUGCAUUUUGAAUGCGUUUCAAAUUAUAAGCCUAAAGAUCAUGUAAAAUGAGUAUACAAAAAAACACACAUACACUAUAGUUGUCAACAUUAAAACAUUAGAAUUGGUAACUCUUGCAUUUAAACGAAAUGAAAAUAUACAUACAAAUUUUUACAAUGUAUAAAGCACUUCAUUUGAUUUACUUCGUCAUUACAUUACAUUUCUAUAAGAAAGCUUACAAAAUAAUUAUAUGAGAGUAUGAACUUUGGAACGCUGUUACUAACCCUAUGACUUGGAGUAUUAUCGCUGAUUUUAGUAAAAGUUUCAUUUAGUUCAUAAACUGCUUUAUUUAAUAAAAAUAUAUUUUUAUAUGAUUUUAAAA
Messenger RNA from Drosophila mauritiana, 3370 nucleotides. RefSeq names its product serine/threonine-protein kinase PAK 1 (gene Pak). The transcript is spliced from 8 exons. The coding region runs from base 487 to 2592 and encodes 701 amino acids. Gene Ontology annotation, biological process: intracellular signal transduction; protein phosphorylation; regulation of axonogenesis. The record is from RefSeq and is a predicted model, not a curated record. Gene Ontology annotation, molecular function: ATP binding; protein serine/threonine kinase activity. NCBI's taxonomy places the organism in Eukaryota, Metazoa, Arthropoda, Insecta, Diptera, Drosophilidae. Gene Ontology annotation, cellular component: cytoplasm.